Messenger RNA from Alosa sapidissima (American shad), 7793 nucleotides. Its product is annotated as dedicator of cytokinesis protein 9. The coding region runs from base 344 to 6679 and encodes 2111 amino acids. The transcript has 56 exons. Gene Ontology annotation, biological process: small GTPase-mediated signal transduction; positive regulation of GTPase activity. The record is from RefSeq and is a predicted model, not a curated record. Lineage: Eukaryota; Metazoa; Chordata; Actinopteri; Clupeiformes; Clupeidae. Gene Ontology annotation, molecular function: guanyl-nucleotide exchange factor activity.
CAGAUUAUGCUCUGUGCCUGGCGCAGCGUGUUUGCCGACGCGGAAUCCACAUUGAGCCGGUGACAGCACUUGGAGGCUACCAUGGCUUGUUGUGACAUCAAAGUGUCAGAGAAAGACCACAUCGAAUGGAUACCUAUCUAUUUCUUCUGCAAACUGACCGCAUUAUGAAAUUUAAAAGGUCGGCACUGAAUCUGAAACAGCAUGAUAGAUUUACAAACUCAAGGUGCGCGCUAGGCUAGUUGGAACGGAAGAGAGGAAGCCGGUGGAUGUGUCUGAAAACUCGUCACUUUUCACGAACUAUUUUGUAUUUUGAACUCUUAUUAAUGACAGUGUCUAGUCGACCAUGUCUACUCCAAUGCACCCGGAAACAAGGAAAUUUACAAGAGGACUAAGUAAACCGGGGACGGCGGCAGAACUCCGCCAGAGCGUCUCUGAGGUGGUCAGGACGUCAGUAUUUGUUGCGAAGCCGAAGGUGAUCGAGCCGCUGGACUAUGAGAGCGUGCUGGUCCAGAGGAAGACCCAGAUCCUCAGUGAUGUCCUCCGGGACAUGCUGCAGUUCCCCCUGGAGGACUUCCAUAUAUCAACUCUAAGACGCCAAAUAAGGACUGUUUACCCUUCAGUGCCUGAUAAUGCAGAGAGGGAGGCUCAGAGUCUCUUCGUCCAAGAGUGCAUCAAGAGCUACAAUUCCGACUGGCACGUUGUUAAUUACAAGUAUGAGGAUUACUCAGGAGACUUCCGCCAGUUACCCAACAAGGUGUCCCGGCCAGACAAGCUGGCAGUCCAUGUAUUUGAAGUGGAUGAAGAUGUGGACAAAGAUGAGGACACGGCUUCCCUCGGCUCCCAGAAGGGGGGCAUCACCAAGCAGGGCUGGCUCUACAAAGGCAACAUGAACAGUGCCAUCAGUGUCACCAUGAGGUCUUUCAAGAGAAGAUACUUCCACCUCACUCAGCUGGGCGAUGGAUCGUACAACCUGAGCUUCUACAAGGAUGAAAAGAUCUCCAAGGAGCCCAAGGGGACGAUAUUUCUGGACUCCUGCAUGGGCGUGGUGCAGAACAACAAAGUCCGGCGCUUUGCAUUCGAGCUUAAGAUGCAGGAUAAGAGCACGUACCUGCUGGCCGCAGACAGCGAGGUGGAGAUGGACGACUGGAUCGGAACGCUCAACAAGAUCCUGCACUCCAGCUUUGAGCUCGCUAUGCAGGAGAAGAGGAAUGGAGACCUACAUGAUGAUGAUGAUCUGGGGAAAGCAGACAGUUCCUCUGGAAGUAUGGAUAGCUUUCAGAGUGCCAGAGACAUUGAAGCAAAGAUGAGGAAUGAAACCAGGCUGAAGCUUUUCACACUGGACCCAGACAUACAGAAACUUGACUUCUCAGGAAUCGAGCCAGACAUUAAGCAGUUUGAGGAAAAGUUUGGCAAGCGCAUCCUAGUGAAUUGCCACGACUUGGCCUUCAACCUGCAAAGCUGUGUUGCUGAAAAUGAGGACGGACCAACGACUAAUGUGGAGCCCUUUUACGUCACACUGUCCCUCUUUGACAUUCAGAACAGCAGGAAGAUCUCCUCCGACUUCCAUGUGGAUCUGAAUCACACGUCCGUCAGGCAGAUGGUGCCCAAUCCCAGUGCUCAGCUCAUGAAUGGAGGCGGGGACAGUCUGCCGGGCAGUCAAAAGCUGGCCAAUGGGCUGCCAGAGGGUGCCAUGCAGUACCCUAAAAAAGGAGUCUUCUCUGUGACCUGCCCUCACCCUGACAUAUUCCUGGUGGCCCGGAUAGAGAAGGUCCUGCAGGGCGGAAUCACACACUGUGCUGAGCCCUACAUGAAGAGCUCAGACUCUGCAAAGGCUGCACAGAAGGUGCUGAAAAAUGCCAAAUUGGCCUGCAGCAGGCUGGGCCAGUACAGGAUGCCUUUCGCUUGGGCCGCAAGGCCCUUGUUUAAAGAUGCAUCAGGGACACUGGACAAAUCGGCCCGCUUCUCCGCAAUCUACAGACAAGACAGCAACAAGCUAUCUAACGAAGACAUGUUCAAACUGCUAGCAGACUUCAGAAAGCCAGAGAAGAUGGCCAAGCUUCCCGUGAUCUUAGGAAACUUAGACGUUACCAUUGACAGCGUUCCCCCCGACCUGCCCAAUUGCGUUUCCUCAUCCUACAUUCCGGUGAAGCAGUUUGACGUCAGUGAGAGGGACGUAAUGUUUGAAGUGGAGGAGUUUGUGCCCUGCAUAGCCAAGUGCUCCCAGCCUUUCACCAUCUACAACAAUCACCUCUAUGUCUACCCCAGGCACCUCAAGUAUGACAGCCAAAAGUCCUUCGCCAAGGCAAGGAACAUAGCUGUGUGCAUUGAGUUCAAGGAUUCAGAUGAGGAGGAGGCGGCUCCACUCAAGUGCAUCUACGGUCGACCAGGUGGUCCUCUGUUUACCAAAAAUGCCUUUGCUGCAGUAUUACACCACCAGCAGAACCCUGAGUUCUACGAUGAGUUUAAACUUGAGCUGCCCACCCAGCUCAAUGAGAAGCACCAUCUCCUCUUCACCUUUUUCCACAUCAGCUGUGACAGCAACAGCAAAGCGAGCACCAAGAAAAGGGAUGUUGUGGAGAACUUCGUGGGCUACGCCUGGCUCCCUUUGCUGAAGGACGGGAGGGUGAUCAUGAACGAGCAGCAGAUCCCCGUGGCAGCCAACCUGCCUGCUGGCUACCUCAGCUGUCAGGAGGGCAUCAGCAAGCAGCACUCCAGCCCUGAGAUGAAGUGGGUGGAUGGGGGCAAGCCUCUGUUCAAAGUGUCCACGCACCUCGUCUCCACAGUCUACGCUCAGGACCAGCAUUUGCACAACUUCUUCCAUCACUUUCAGAGCAUGGAUUCAGCUGCUCAGGUGUCGGCAGGAGAGCUGGUGAAGUACCUGAAGAGUCUCCACGCCAUGGAGAGUCACGUGAUGAUCAACUUCCUGCCCACCAUCCUGAACCAGCUCUUCCGAGUGCUGACCAGCGCCACCCACGAGGAAGUGGCGGUGAAUGUGACCAGGGUUAUGAUUCAUGUCGUUGCCCAGUGCCACGAGGAGGGUCUGGAGCAUUACUUGCGCUCAUAUGUAAAAUACGUAUUCAAGAACGAGCCGUACGCAGCCAACAGCACCAGGACAGUCCAUGAGGAGCUGGCCAAAGCCAUGACUGCAAUCCUGAAGCCCUCCACUGACUUCCUGACCAGCAACAAGCUGCUGAAGUACUCUUGGUAUUUCCUUGAAGCCUUAGUGAAGUCCAUGGCCCAGUACUUAAUUGAGAGUGGUCGGGUUAAGCUUUCCAGAAACCAGCGCUUCUCUGCCUCCUUCCACCACACGGUGGAGACCCUGGUCAACAUGAUGAUGCCCCACAUCACGCAGAAGUACAAGGACAACCUGGACGCGGCGCGCAACGCCAACCACAGCCUGGCCGUCUUCAUUAAGCGCUGUUUCACGUUCAUGGACAGAGGCUUCAUGUUCAAGCAGAUCAACAACUACAUCAACUGCUUCAUGCCAGGAGAUCCCAAGACUUUGUAUGAGUUUAGGUUUGAGUUCCUUCGAGUGGCUUGCAACCAUGAACACUAUAUUCCCUUGAAUUUGCCUAUGCCUUUUGGAAAAGGAAGAAUCCAGAGAUUUCAAGCAUUACUUUCCUCCAACAUGGAGUCACAUGAUACUCCUGUAGAUCUCCAGCUAGAUUACUCGCUGACAGACGACUUCUGCAAAAACCACUUCCUGGUUGGCCUACUGCUGCGAGAAGUGGGCGGGGCUCUGCAGGAGUUCCGAGAGAUCCGGCAGAUUUCCAUCCAGGUGCUGAAGAACCUCAUGAUCAAGCACACCUUCGAUGACCGCUACACAUCAAAGAGCCAGCAGGCCAGACUGGCCACCCUGUACCUUCCCCUCUUUGGGCUCCUCCAGGAGAAUGUGCACCGGCUCAACGUGAAGGAGGUCUCCCCGUUCGUCAACCACUCCAAUAAUAAUGGACGAGAUGACCCUCUUCUCACAAACGUGAACAUGACUCCUCCGAGAUCAAGCACCAUCCUCGAGAACAGCCUUCAUAAGGAUGUGUUUGGGGUCAUCUCUGGCACAGCUUCGCCUCACGCGACCUCCACGCCCAACAUCAACGCCGUCCGCCACGCAGACUCCCGCGGCUCCCUCAUCAGCACCGACUCCGGCAACAGCCUGUCUGAGAGGAACCACGAGAAGGCCAACUCCCUAGACAAGAACCAGCCGGCCUCAGCCCUGGGCAGCUCCAUGCUGCGCUGUGACAAACUGGAUCAAGCUGAGAUCAAGAGCCUCCUCAUGUGCUUCCUGCACGUCCUCAAGAGCAUGUCCGAGGAUGCUUUGUUCACGUACUGGAAUAAGGCUUCCUCUGGUGAUCUGAUGGAUUUCUUCACACUCAUUGAAGUAUGCCUUCAUCAGUUCAGAUAUAUGGGGAAAAGAUACAUUGCGAGGCACCAGGAAGGGGCGGGACCCAUAGCACAUGAGCGGAAGUCUCAGACUCUGCCUGUGUCCCGUAACAGGGCGGGAAUGAUGCAUGCCCGCUUACAGCAGCUCAGCAGCCUGGAUAACUCAUACACUUUUAACCACACCUACAGCCACUCGGACGCCGAUGUGCUGAACCAGUCGCUGCUGGAGGCCAACAUGGCCACAGAGGUGUGCCUGACCGUGUUGGACACCCUCAGCAUCUUCAUCAUGGGCUUCAAGACUCAGCUCUGUGCAGACCAUGGGCACAACCCCCUAAUGAAGAAGGUCUUCCAGGUCCACCUCUGUUUCCUGCAAAUUAACCAAUCAGAGACAGCCCUUAAGCAGGUCUUCACCUCCCUCAGGACCUUCAUCUACAAAUUCCCUUGCACGUUUUUCGAGGGGCGUGCAGACAUGUGCGCCGCCUUCUGCUAUGAGAUCCUGAAGUGCUGCAACUCCAAACUGAGCUCCAUCCGCAGCGACGCCGCCCACCUGCUCUACUUCCUCAUGAAGAGCAACUUUGACUACACGGGCCGCAAGUCCUUCGUCCGCACACACCUGCAGGUGGUCAUUGCCGUCAGCCAGUUAAUCGCUGAUGUCAUUGGGAUCGGUGGGACCCGUUUCCAGCAGUCUCUCUCCAUCAUCAACAACUGUGCCAACAGCGACAAGACCAUCAAAAACACAGCGUUCCCGUCGGACGUGAAGGACCUGACCAAGCGGAUCCGCACGGUGCUGAUGGCCACGGCUCAGAUGAAGGAGCACGAGCGUGACCCGGAGAUGCUGGUGGACCUGCAGUACAGCCUGGCCAAGUCCUACGCCAGCACCCCAGAGCUGCGCAAGACCUGGCUGGACAGCAUGGCCCGCAUACACGUGAAGAACGGUGACCUCUCAGAGGCAGCCAUGUGUUAUGUGCACGUCGCAGCUCUGGUGUCGGAGUACCUGAGGAGGAAAGGAAUGUUCAAGCAGGGAUGUUCAGCCUUCAGGGUGGUCACGCCCAACAUUGAUGAGGAGGCCUCCAUGAUGGAGGACGUGGGGAUGCAGGACGUGCAUUUCAACGAGGACGUGUUGAUGGAGCUCCUGGAGGAGUGUGCGGACGGUCUGUGGAAGGCUGAGCGUUACGAGCUCAUCUCCGAUGUCUACAAACUCAUCAUCCCCAUCUAUGAGAAGCGCCGGGACUUUGAGAAACUGGCUCAUCUGUAUGACACGCUGCACCGGGCCUACAGCAAAGUGACGGAGGUCAUGCACACUGGCAAACGGCUGCUGGGCACCUACUUCAGAGUGGCGUUCUUUGGCCAGGCGGCGCAGUACCAGUUUACUGACACUGGGAGUGAGGGGUUCUUUGAGGAUGAGGAUGGGAAGGAGUAUAUCUACAAGGAACCCAAACUCACCCCUCUGUCUGAGAUCUCCCAGAGGCUCCUCAAACUCUACUCAGACAAGUUUGGCUCAGAGAAUGUGAAGAUGAUUCAAGACUCUGGCAGGAUAAACCCUAAAGACUUGGACUCCAAGUAUGCCUACAUCCAGGUGACUCACGUGACGCCUUAUCUGGAGGAGAAGGAACUAGUGGACAGGAGGACAGACUUUGAGAAGAGCCACAACAUCCGCCGCUUCGUCUUUGAGAUGCCCUUUACCGUGUCGGGCAAACGGCAGGGCGGAGUUGAGGAGCAGUGCAAAAGGAGGACCAUUCUGACCACCACGCACUGUUUCCCCUACGUGAAGAAGCGCAUUGCCGUCAUGUACCAACACCACACAGACCUGAACCCCAUCGAGGUGGCCAUCGACGAGAUGAGCAGGAAGGUGGCCGAGCUGAGGCAGCUGUGCUCCGCCAACGAGGUGGACAUGAUCCGCCUCCAGCUCAAGCUGCAGGGCAGCAUCAGUGUCCAGGUAAACGCAGGACCGCUCGCUUAUGCCAGGGCUUUCUUGGAUGACGCCAGCACCAAAAAGUAUCCUGACAACAAGGUGAAGCUACUCAAAGAAGUGUUCAGGCAAUUUGUGGAGGCCUGUGGGCACGGUCUGGGCAUCAACGAGCGCCUGAUCAAAGAGGACCAGCAGGAGUACCAUGACGAGAUGAAGGCCAACUACAGGGACCUGGCCAGAGAGCUGUCUGCCAUCAUGCACGAGCCAAUCAGCCCGGUGGAAGAGGGCAUGAAGAGCGUUCUUCCCGACUCGCUGCACAUUUUCAACGCCAUCAGCGGCACGCCCAACAGCGCCACCAUCCAGGGCAUUCCCAGCUCCUCCUCCGUGGUGUGAGGGGGGGGGGGGGGUCCCUCUCCUCCGUGCGCCUGCCCAUCAUACCUGGCCAGUGGGAACACCUGUCCACCUCUCUUCAGCUCUCUCUCCCUUCUGAGUUCUCCAUCACAGAUGCGGAAUCUGCCAACUGCCAUUUGCAACAGUAUCCCUUGCACAGGCUCAACCUUCAGUUGGGCUUCAUGACUUGUGAGAGGCCUGCUCGUUGCUUCUUUGACAAAACACUACAUGGGGCCAUUGUUGAGUCUAUGGUCUGUUGUCCAUAAACAUUCAUGUGUGUGGCUAGGAGGCGUUGGGCUUCAUGAGAGAGGGUGAUGGCAGAGGAUGGCCAUAGUGCUUCAGAGGUGCACAGGCUUGGGCUGACACUUCUGGACUUGGUCUGGGUUUGUUCACUAGUGUUUCCUGUGGAGACAUCCCAUUAGGGAUUCUUAAAUGUUAAAAAAAUACAUGUACACACACACACACACACACACACACACACACACACACACACACACACACACACACAUGCAUGAAUUACUCAGCCAACCUUUUAGUCAAUUUAAUAUUAUUUUAUUCAUCUGUAUUGUUUAUUUACGAUUAUUUUAUAUGUACAGUACUCAAAUUUCCAUACUCUAGUUCUAUUUUACUUGUGGCACAGAACCUGAUAUCUCUUCAUUCACUUGUGUUGUAUUUUUACAAAGUAGCAUUGUGUCGCACAGAUUGCUCUUUGAACCCUGGAGCAGUCAGUCACUUCAGUGUCUUAGACUGAGAAUCUUAACUGUUGGAAGCCAUGGCAUAAGUAUAUUCCAAGCUGUCUAUUAUUGUACAUACAAAAGGAGUGCAAUAUUUGCAAGAACUCUUGCUGUGUUUAUUUCAUACACUGUAAAGAUUAUGUUCAUUCUUCUUGCCAAAGUGAUGAAGCGUGAAACCAGUGACGGAGCCUACUGUGGAUGUAAUAUGAAGCUUUUACCAUUUUAGUGUUCCUUUUAAGUGUUUAAUGAAAUCGUUUUAUAUUUGGGAAGGAAUGGGUUUUUUUUAUUUUUAUUUAACAGAAUGUCCCUGUUCUGCUGUAUUUAAACAGAAAUGUCCCCCUAAUACUUCUCUUUUAAAUAAAAGCCAUUCAGUUCUCUCUGAA